Molecule: messenger RNA, 537 nt
Organism: Sordaria macrospora k-hell
Lineage: Eukaryota; Fungi; Ascomycota; Sordariomycetes; Sordariales; Sordariaceae
Source: RefSeq, a predicted model, not a curated record
AUGAGCGGGAAGGCUGGCGAUCCUCCCCAGAAAUAUUUCCGUAUGUUUGCCGAGAAAGCGCUCGGCUACCAGGAACAAAAGGCAGCGCUGAAGAAUCUUGUUCGAACAUUCCUUGAAACAAUGAGAGACCUAGGCAUCGAGACCUGGCUUAUGCACGGCAGCCUGCUGGGAUGGUGGUGGAACAAGCAGAUCAUGCCGUGGGACUCGGAUGUCGACGUACAAGUCACCGAGCCCAGCAUGUAUUUCCUAGCAACCUACUACAACAUGUCCGUCUUUCAUUAUAAGACGCCGAGGUUACCAGCCGGCCGGAACUACAUGUUGGAGGUCAACCCUAACUUCUCCAACGGAGACCAGUCGGACUGGAGGAAUGUCAUCGACGCCAGGUGGAUUGACACUGAGUCUGGGCUGUUUAUCGACAUCACAACCGCCCGGUACAACUUGACGCACCCAGAAGGCCAAGGCAUGAUGAGCUGCAAAGAUGGCCAUGAGUUUCGGGUAGCUAUCGCCAUAUCAGUAAAGAGUAACGACAGCGACUAA